This is a messenger RNA of Coregonus sp. 'balchen', 12446 nucleotides long. Lineage: Eukaryota; Metazoa; Chordata; Actinopteri; Salmoniformes; Salmonidae. The record is from the annotation of a GenBank genome assembly.
AUGGAGGCCGAACGAAUUUUAGAAUAUCUGACCGAAGUUGAAGAGGCGGCAGAGGAUGUUCUUGCAAACAAACAACAGGUAAUGUUUGGUCAUUCAAGAUACUUUGUACGAACACUGUUACUGUCCAUGUUGAUAGCUCGCAGGCUAAUUAAAUCGGUUGUAAUUUAACCAAACGUUAGCUGGGAAGCUAGCUAGUUAAUGUUAGCUAACGGCCAGCUAGCGAGCCAUUGGACUCCCUAAAAACACGCCACUUCGAGACAAGGGACUUUUUCCCUAACCCUUUAACUAAUUCUCCUAAUGUACUACGAAAAAGUCGUAACUGUAUCGAAUGGCGUGUUUUUAGGGAACCACCGGGACAUGGUGGGUCGCACCCACGGAGGUAUAAUGGUCGCACCUAGCCUGGGCAGCCGCUAGUGGGCUUUAUGGAGCUCUCCAGUAUCUGCUCGUGCUCGGGUUGAUAUGCACAGCCGGUAAUGCACUCGUGUCCCCCAGCGACCGUUUUGUACCGUAGAGAAUGAUAGAGGCCUCUAGUGGCCAAAAGACCGUGUUAGCACGGACAGGGCUUCCACCAUUUUAAUGUAGUCAACUAGGGGAGAAAGGGGUAGCUGCAGCUUGCUAUGGGCGAGUUCAGGGUUGCCAGGUCUAUCUACAAUUUUAAGGAAAUGACUUCUCAAAACCAGCUCACAAUGCCUGAAAACACGCCCACAUUUUAUUUCCCGUUGCCACAUUUAGCAAAUAAACCCUUUUUCCAUAAUGUUAUGGAGCAAAUUAAUUUGUAAAUAUCUAGGCUAAGAAGCAAAAUCAAAAUAAUUAUUCUUGCUAGCUUAAGAAUAUGUCUCAAGAGAAAAGAUAAUUUGCCCUCAUUAAACUCGCCAGAUCAUUUUCCAUCAAUGGAUGAGGAUUUAACUUGUUUGACUGUUAUGAUUGAGCUAUAAGGCCCGAGGAGGUGUGAUAGGCUAUAUGACCAAGGGACGGCUCUUAGCCGUGGUAUAUUGGCCAUAUACCACAAACCCCUGAGGUGCCUUAUUGCUAUUAUAAACUGGUUACCAACAUAAUUAGAACAGUGAAAAUGAUUUUUUUUGUCAUACCCGUGGUACACGGUCUGAUGUACCACGGCUUUCAACCAAUCAGCAUUCAGGGCUCAAACCACCCAGUUUAUAAUUGUAAAUAAAUCCUGUUUGUGUAUGUGCAUAUUGCAUAACUAUAGAUACAUCCGAAAGGAGAGUUUGAGUGAUGAAAGUUGGACAGAGGAUCUCAAUCUCUGUGCAAGAAACACUUGGACAAACUUCAAACAAUGAAUGUUGGGUUAUUUUCUGUCUAUCCUGCCAUUAUUAUGUGCCAGAUGUUAAGACUACAAACCAUUAUAAAUGGCCAGAUGUUAAGACUACAAACCGUUAUAAAUGGCCUAUUUUGCGAGAUUGACUUGUCAUUUCAAUAGGCAUAGGCUACCAAAGUUUGCUGAGCUAGAUGCAGGUAGCCUAUAGCCCCAGAUAGACCAUCAUCUCAUUUCAGAGAAAAGUCCACAUUGAAACUGACAUUAAAUGUGAAGAAUGAUACAUUUUCAAUAGAGCUGUGACCAUGAUCACAAUUAAUAACUUCCAAUUUAAUUAACUAAACAUGGCCAUUUAAUAAUUGCAUAAUAACACGAGACUACAACAACAAUAAACUGAAGUAAUAAGCUAUUUAUUAAAACCGUUUGCCAGCUCGAGGUAGUGGCACAAAUUGAUUUGCAAUGACUCCAGCGAUCAUCAUUUCAACAUAUUUAUUGUAUCAAACGGUAGGCUACAGUAGCCUACAAUGGGAUAGAAAUUAAUAGCACUACUUGAUGGCCAACAGAUGCAAAUGUAUCAUUCUCCACAUUUAGGGUGUUUCUCAAUAUGCAUACUGCUGUGCUCCACAAUUUCAUGCUCGGAGUGCAUUUUCCGACCACGUUCUCUUGAGUGAGGACAGGAGAAUGGAGAAUGCAUAAAACAAUAUAUUUGAGAAGCACUCGCACUCCCCCUACUGUAUUACCAAAUAUUUUUUAUAUCUAAACCAAGAUAGACCACAGCCUGUCGUUUCCAAUGGGAACAGAUGAGUAUUGAUGUGGUUCUGAGUGAUUGUUUAUGACACUCUUUUACGACACCUAUGGUAUACAACGCUGUGUACUACUCCCUUCACAGAACAGCGCAAACUGUCUCUAACCAGAAUAGAAAGAGGAGUGGGAGGCCCCGGUGCACAACUGAGCAAGAGGACAAAUACAUUAGUGUCUAGUUUGAGAAACAGACGCCUCACAGGUCCUCAACUGGCAGCUUCAUUAAAUGGUACCCGCAAAACACCAGUCUCAACGUCAACAGUGAAGAGGUGACUCCGGGAUACUGACCUUCUAGGCAGAGUUGCAAAGAAAAAGCCAUAUCUCAGACUGGCCAAUAAAAAGAAAAGAUUAAGAUGGGCAGUUUGAUGAGGAUAAGACCAGUUGACGGAGGUACUGGAUCAGUUUGAUACAUAUUGUUCACCUAAGAAGAAGAGACAUAUGUCUCUUGUAUACAACAGCAAGGUCAAAAGUUUGACAUCUUUGUUACAGAUUUGAAAAUAAAAGCAUGUACGUGUAAUUUUGUAGACCUAACCUCAUUUGUGCUUCGAGAUGAGAUUGUGUUUGGUAUAAAUGACUCCAGAGUUCGAGAAAGAUUGCUGCAGGAAAGUGAGUUACAUUUGGAUACUGCAUAAAAAAUAUGUCAGGCGAAUGAGCUGGCACAAUUGCAUAUUAAAACCUUUAGCUCCACACCAGCAAACACUGCUAUGGAGGUGGAAAGCGCAGCAGUGGAUUCUGUAGACAAGGACACAAGGGGGCGCUGUGAGCAAAGGAGCCACAAGCAAUAUGACUGUAAUAGGUGUGACACCAGUCACCAGGCCAGGAAGUGCCCUGCCUUUGGAAAAUGUUGCUACAAGUGCAAAGGGAAAAAUCUUUUGGGGAAAAAUGUGUUUUGCAAAGGACAAGUAUGGGAGACAAAGUUGAAACGAAGGAGAAACGAAGGAGAAUGAACAAAGUGAUUUGUUUGUGGGUACUGUGGAUUGCAUGGAGGACGGGCAAGAACCAUCACAGGUCCAUACUGGAGCUAGUGACCACUGGGUUGUACCACUCAUGGACAAAUGAUACAAUUUUGACCUUAAAGCUGGCUAAAGCCAACCUGAUCAAAAUGAGGGAUUUUCAUGAGCUAAAGCACAAACCAGCCAUCAUGCAAAAGGCUGUGGCUCUCAAAGCGUACAAUGGCCAAGCAAUUGAGACUAAAGGUUUGCUAAACGUCUGCUAAAUGAUGUAAAUGUAAAACAAGAAGCCAAACACUUAUGUUUGUGAUUGUACCAGAGGGGAUAAGCUGUCCUCGGAGGUUGUGCAGCCUGAUCAUGCCAAGGUCAAAGCGGUGAGGGAGAUGGCAAACCCCACAGAUAGGAAAGGGAUUCCGCGUGUUUUGGGUAUGGUCAACUGUUUGGGGAAGUUUGUACCAAACCUGUCAGCUAAAACGGUGAACUGAAGGUCACUCCUUCAGGACAAGACAGAGUUAUCAUAGAACAGAGAACAUGAAAGAGAGUUGUUCGAUGUACAAAACAUUUUGUCUGAAGAGCCAGUGCUAACUUGUUUCAACCUGACAGGCCUACUAAGGUGUUCACGGACGCCUCCAAAGAUGGCGUUGGAGCAGUGCUUCUUCAGGAGCAUCAGGGGAUGUGGAGCACGUGGCUUAUGCGGACCGUUCUUUGACUGAUGCUGAGAAGAGUUAUGCUCCAAUAGAAAAGGAGUGCCUAGGGUUGGUCGUUUGGUUGUGAGAAGUUUCACUGUUACAUUUAUGGCUUACCAAAGGUGAUUCUAGAAACAGACCAUAAACCCCUUAUUCCAAUCUCCCUAAAAAAAAUCUGAAUGACAUGCCUCCUCGUCUUCAGAGGAUGAUGAUGAUGAAGGUUGCAACGCUAUGGUUUUGUUCUAAUCUACAGUACCAGUCAAAAGUUUGGACACACCUACUCAUUCAAGGGUUUUUCUUUAUUUUUACUAUUUUUUUACAUUGUAGAAUAAUAGUGAAGACAUCAAAUUAAAACAUGUAUUUUAUAUUUGAGAUUCUUCAAAUAAGCCACCCUUUGCCUUGAUGACGGCUUUGCACACGCUUGGCAUUCUCUCAACCAGCUUCAUGAGGUAGUCACCUGGAAUGCAUUUCAAUUAACAGGUGUGCCUUGUUACAUUUUAUUCAUUUAGCAGACGCUCUUAUCCAGAGCGACUUACAGUUAGUGAGUGCAUACAUUUUCAUACUAAAAGUUAAUUUGUGGAUUUUCUUUCCUUCUUAAUGCGUUUGAGACAAUCAGUUGUGUUGUGACAAGGUAGGGGGGGGGGUAUACAGAAGAUAGCCCUAUUUGGUAAAAGACCAAGUCCAUAUUAUGGCAAGAACUGCUCAAAUAAGCAAAGAGAAACAACAGUCCAUCAUUACUUUAAGACAUGAAGGUCAGUCAAUACGGAACAUUUCAAGAACUUUGAAAGUUUCUUCAAGUGCAGUCUCAAAAACCAUCAAGCAGUAUGAUGAAACUGACUCUCAUGAGGACCGCCACAGGAAUGGAAGACCCAGAUUUACCUCUGCUGCAGAGAAGUUCAUUAGAGUUACCAGCCUCAGAAAUUACAGCCCAAAUAAAUGCUUCAGAGUUCAAGUCACAGACACAUCUCAACAUCAACUCUUCAGAGGGGACUGUGUGAAUCAGGCCUUCAUGGUCGAAUUGCUGCAAAGAAACCACUACUAAAGGACACCAAUAAGAAGAAGAGACCUGCUUGGGCCAAGAAACACGAGCAAUGGACAUUAGACCGGUGGAAAUGUGUCCUUUGGUCUGGAGUCCAAAUUGGAGAUUUUUGGUUCCAACUGCCGUGUCUUUGUGAGACGCGGUGUGGGUGAAUGGAUGAUCUCCGCAUGUGUGGUUCCCACCGUGAAGCAUGGAGGAGGAGGUGUUAUGGUGGGGGGGUGCUUUGCUGGUGACACUGUCUGUGAUUUUAUUUAGAAUUCAAAGCACACUUAACCAGCAUGGCUACCACAGCAUUCUGCAGCGAUAUGCCAUCCCAUCUGGUUUGGGCUUAGUGGGACUAUCAUUUGUUUUUCAACAGGAUAAUGACCCAACACACCUCCAGACUGUGUAAGGGCUAUUUUACCAAGAAGGAGAGUGAUGGAGGGCUGCAUCAGAUGACCUGUCCUCCACAAUCCCCCGACCUCAACCAAAUUGAGAUGGUUUGUCGGACCACAGAGUGAAGGAAAAGCAGCCAACAAGUGCUCAGCAUAUGUGGGAACUCCUUCAAGACUGUUGGAAAAGCAUUCCAGGUGAAGCUGGUUGAGAGAAUGCCAAGACUGUGCAAAGCUGUCAUCAAGGAAAAGUGUGGCUAUUUGAAGAAUUUCUAGUAUCAAAUAUAUUUUGAUUUGUUUAACACUUUUUUGGUUACUACAUGAUUCCAUAUGUGUUAUUUCAUAGUUUUGAUGGCUUUCACAAUGUAGAAAAUUGUAAAAAUAAAGAAAAACCCUUGAAUGAGUAGGUGUGUCCAAACUUUUGACUGGUACUGUAGGUGCCUGGGUCAACUUUAGUGGUAGCAGAUGCCCUCUCAGUGGCUCCACCAGCGGUGGCCCAAAACAGCCUCAGUCAGGAGUUUAUGGAGGAGGAGGUUGCCUUGCAUGUGGAUAUGGUCAUGGGAGUCACUUCCUGUUUCUGACAGCAACUAAGGAGAAUAGCUGAAGAGACCAUAACAGAUCCCAUUCUUUGCAAGGUGAUCCAUCAUCUGGAAAAUGGGCUUUUGUAAGCAGCACUUCCCAGUAAGCGCAGAGCUGUCAGUGGUCAAUGGUGUUGAAGACUAACAGAGUGGUGAUUAAGGACCUCUGGGAGCUGAGAAAUGUAAGAGAAGGCCAGAGAGUCCCUUUAUUGGUCAAAUAUCAAUUCUAACAUUGAGCAAACGGUGGGAAAUUGUGACACGUCUCAAAUGUCAUUAUAGACAGCCCAAGGAGCCCAUGGUUAUGGGAGAGGUACCCACCACAGCCUGGGAGAAGGUACCCACCACAGCCUGGGAGAAGGUACCCACCACAGCCUGGGAGAAGGUUGGAGUGGACUUGUUUGACUAUAACCUUGAAAUUGCACCCUUGUGCAGCACAACAGCAAAGACUGUCAUUUUGCAUUUGAAUUUUUUUUUUGCUAGGCAUGGGAUUCCCCUAGUGGUGGUUCCUGAUAAUGCACCUACGUUUAAGACGUUUGCUGAGCAUUAUGAGUUCAGACCUAUAACCUCUAGUCCGCUAUAUCCUAAAAGUAACGGACAGGUUGAAAAGGGUGAAGAUACUCUUCAACAAGGCAGCACACAGUGGGACUGAUCCAUACUCUUCAACAAGGCAGCACACAGUGGGACUGAUCCAUACUCUUCAACAAGGCAGCACACAGUGGGACUGAUCCAUACUCUUCAACAAGGCAGCACACAGUGGGACUGAUCCAUACCCUUCAACAAGGCAGCACACAGUGGGACUGAUCCAUACCCUUCAACAAGGCAGCACACAGUGGGACUGAUCCAUACCCUUCAACAAGGCAGCACACAGUGGGACUGAUCCAUACCCUUCAACAAGGCAGCACACAGUGGGACUGAUCCAUACCCUUCAACAAGGCAGCACACAGUGGGACUGAUCCAUACUCUUCAACAAGGCAGCACACAGUGGGACUGAUCCAUACUCUUCAACAAGGCAGCACACAGUGGGACUGAUCCAUACUCUUCAACAAGGCAGCACACAGUGGGACUGAUCCAUACUCUUCAACAAGGCAGCACACCGUGGGACUGAUCCAUACUUGGCUUUAUUGUCUUACAGAGUAGCGCUCUUGGAAUGUGGCCUGUCACCUGCAGAAAUCCUAAUGGGACGCAAGUUGCGUUCCAGGUUGCCUAUUUUCUGCCUGAAUCACUGCCCAUUAAAAAUCAAAUCAAAUCAAAUUUUAUUGGUCACAUGCGCCGAAUACAACAGGUGCAGACAUUACAGUGAAAUGCUUACUUACAGCCCUUAACCAACAGUGCAUUUAUUUUAAACAGAAAAAGUAAGAAUAAAACAACAAAAAAGUGUUGAGAAAAAAAGAGCAGAAGUAAAAAUAAAGUGACAGUAGGGAGGCUAUAUAUACAAUAGAAUAAAGUGACAGUAGGGAGGCUAUAUAUACAGGGGGGUACCGUUGCAUAGUCAAUGUGCGGGGGCACCGGCUAGUUGAGGUAGUUGAGGUAAUAUGUAACAUUAGCUGUGCAGGACCCUGCAGUUGAAGGCAAGACAAACUCUACUAUGACAAAACUGCUAGACUGUUGUCACCGUUGGCAGCUCAGGAUGCGGUUCGAAUUCGGCGUCCGGAUUAAUGGGUUAGAAAGGCUACUGUAUUGGAGGAGAUUACGCCUCAGUCAUAUACAGUCAGGACAGAAGAUGGCGCAAUAGACAAAGCCUUUUGAGAACACAGGAGACGUUUGAGGACGCUCAGGACACAGUCAUGCUGCCACGGGACACACAGUCAUACUGCCAUGGGAGACACAGUCAUACUGCCACGGGACACACCGUCAUACUGCCACUGGACACACAGUCAUGCUGCCACUGGAGACACAGUCAUACUGCCACGGGACACACAGUCAUACUGCCACUGGAGACACAGUCAUACUGCCACUGGAGACACAGUCAUACUGCCACGGGAGAGACAGUCAUACUGCCACGGGAGAGACAGUCAUACUGCCACUGGACACACAGUCAUACUGCCACUGGACACACAGUCAUACUGCCACUGGAGACACAGUCAUACUGCCACUGGAGACACAGUCAUACUGCCACGGGAGACACAGUCAUACUGCCACGGGAGACACAGUCAUACUGCCACGGGAGAGACAGUCAUACUGCCACUGGAGACACAGUCAUACUGCCACGGGAGACACAGUCAUACUGCCACUGGACAAGACACAGUCAUACUGCCACUGGACACAGUCAUACUGCCACUGGACACAGUCAUACUGCCACGGGACACACAGUCAUACUGCCACGGGACACACAGUCAUACUGCCACGGGACACACAGUCAUACUGCCACUGGAGACACAGUCAUACUGCCACUGGAGACACAGUCAUACUGCCACUGGACAAGACACAGUCAUACUGCCACUGGACACAGUCAUACUGCCACUGGACACAGUCAUACUGCCACGGGACACACAGUCAUACUGCCACGGGACACACAGUCAUACUGCCACUGGACACACAGUCAUACUGCCACUGGAGACACAGUCAUACUGCCACUGGAGACACAGUCAUACUGCCACGGGAGACACAGUCAUACUGCCACUGGAGACACAGUCAUACUGCCACUGGAGACACAGUCAUACUGCCACUGGACACACAGUCAUACUGCCACUGGAGACACAGUCAUACUGCCACUGGAGACACAGUCAUACUGCCACUGGACACACAGUCAUACUGCCUCGGGACACACAGUCAUACUGCCACGGGACACACAGUCAUACUGCCACGGGAGACACAGUCAUACUGCCACUGGAGACACAGUCAUACUGCCACUGGACACAGUCAUACUGCCACGGGACACACAGUCAUACUGCCACGGGACACACAGUCAUACUGCCACGGGACACACAGUCAUACUGCCACGGGAGACACAGUCAUACUGCCACUGGAGACACAGUCAUACUGCCACUGGAGACACAGUCAUACUGCCACUGGACACAGUCAUACUGCCACUGGACACAGUCAUACUGCCACUGGACACAGUCAUACUGCCACUGGACACAGUCAUACUGCCACGGGACACACAGUCAUACUGCCACGGGACACACAGUCAUACUGCCACUGGAGACACAGUCAUACUGCCACUGGAGACACAAUCAUACUGCCACGGGAGACACAGUCAUACUGCCACGGGAGACACAGUCAUACUGCCACUGGAGACACAGUCAUACUGCCACGGGAGACACAGUCAUACUGCCACGGGACACAGUCAUACUGCCACUGGAGACACAGUCAUACUGCCACUGGAGACACAAUCAUACUGCCACUGGACACAGUCAUACUGCCACGGGAGACACAGUCAUACUGCCAUGGGAGACACAGUCAUACUGCCACGGGACACAGUCAUACUGCCACGGGACACAGUCAUACUGCCACUGGAGACACAGUCAUACUGCCACGGGAGAGACAGUCAUACUGCCACGGGACACACAGUCAUACUGCCACUGGACACAGUCAUACUGCCACGGGAGACACAGUCAUACUGCCACUGGAGACACAGUCAUACUGCCACUGGAGACACAGUCAUACUGCCACUGGACACAGUCAUACUGCCACUGGACACAGUCAUACUGCCACGGGAGACACAGUCAUACUGCCACUGGAGACACAGUCAUACUGCCACGGGAGACACAGUCAUACUGCCACUGGAGACACAGUCAUACUGCCACGGGACACAGUCAUACUGCCACUGGAGACACAGUCAUACUGCCACGGGACACACAGUCAUACUGCCACUGGACACAGUCGUACUGCCACUGGAGACACAGUCAUACUGCCACUGGAGACACAGUCAUACUGCCACGGGACACAGGACAAAGAAAGGAGAACAAGUAGGGAUGUUUCUGUGACAGCAGCUUCAGACCCUGCAUCAGGCCUCCAGAAAGACUGACUAUUCAGUGGUGAUGUUUAAUGGACUGAGAGGCUGACUCAUUGACUUGUUGGGGUUUGUUUUGAUAUUUUCACGGACUAUUUUGAAACGGGGAUGAAUUGGUAUUUGUGAAUUGACAUUGCUUGUUGAUGAAAUGUGUAUGUUUGUAAAAAGGAAAAUAAAAGGAAGAUGUGAGACACUCUUUUACGACACCUGUGGUAUGUUUGUGGGCAAUGGCGGAAUGACAGAAAAAACAUGUUAAAUAUGAUUGAUGGUGAUGGUCGUCGUUGCUCGCUGGUACCAACAUAGUAAUACAGUGGACAGAACAAGCAAGGAGGUGGGCAGAGCCAAUCACGAGCUAGCGAGAUCCUAUUGGCCCGUUCUAGCAUAUAUCUGCAUAUUUCCGUUAGGGAACGCCUACUCUGUGAAGUGCGCGUGUGCAGUAACUCAAUUCACCUUUGCACUCCUUCUAAACAAUGCACUCCUUCUAAACAAUGCACAAAGGCUAAAGUCUACAAAACUUACUCCACUCUGUUCAUAACAUAUUCUAGUUUUGGGAUCAGAAAACUGUAUUGAGAUAUUUGCAGAAUGUUGGCCAGAAUCCAUCUCCUUCCAUCUUCUCCCACUGCCGGCCCCUGGGCUUCCUCUCACUACCAUAUUUGGUAGUGAGAGGAAACGCCAAUCAGAUGCUUGGUAUUUAUACAUCCGGUGGAAUAUCUGGCUCAUUGUUCUAUCUGUGUUAGUAUCUCACGCUUCACUGAACCUUCAACAAUAGACGAAAAUAUAUAUAUAUAUAUAUACACAAAGCAAACGGUUUACUUCAUAACUAUCAACUAGCUAUAUGUGAAUCAAAAUAAUGUAGCUAACCAGAUAGUUUAACAGGCAAAAAUGACCUAAAACUAAUAUUAUGUAAGAAAGAUGUCAAUUCCUCGUGCAUUGCUGGCUAACAAUUAUUCAUAGUAUCUGGCUAGCUAACAGUACUAGUAGCUAGCUAGUUAGCCCUAUUGACUUAUUAUGGGUUUGCUAUCUACGGUACAUAGGCAGGUAAAAAUGCCAAAAUUAACACAGCAUGUAUUUUAUUAACGUAUCAAGAUAAAAUAUUGUAGUCAGGCAACAUAUGAGAUGUGAAAAGGCAACGUUUCAUUCCGAAGUCGGAUUGUAUUUUUUCCUUACAUUUCCUCCUUAACAAGAUUAAAUGGCAAGAUGAACCGGACGCCGGGGUACACGACUUUAUUACCGGCUGUGGAGAACCAUAGAGCCCACUAGCGGUUGCCCAGGCUAGGUCGCACCCAGGCUAGGUCGCACCCAGGCUAGCUAGUUUUUGACAUUCCAUUUUCCUCACAUUCACUCAUUGUCACUGUAUAAUACAGUUAACACAACUACUGCUGUUAAUGUGGCUGUUUUUAGAUCGUGGAUCUGGACACGAAGCGGAAUAUGAACAGGGAAGCGUUGAAUGCUCUGAAACAUGAGAUGGCAUCGGAAGGUGGGUGCUGUUCAGAAUGACGACGGUUCGGAGCUCUUAUUCAAAGAUUAAUAAACUCAAAGACAUUACCACCCUCUUUGAUGCUAAAUUAAAAGUCACAGGCAGAGCCGUGGACGAUGACGACGUUUCAUAUCAGUCUUUCUGAAUGAUAAUUCAUAAACACAUUUCAAUGUUCCAUUAUCUCUCAGAAAAUACGUAAAUGUUUUAUGUAUCACCUGCAAUUCAAUCUCUUAUUCAUCCUUUUUUUGUACAUGCAGAGAAAGUGAAGGUUUGCUUUGGAAACAUGUUCAUCAAAUUCCCCAAAGCAAAGACUAAAGAGAUGAUACAGAGGGGUAAGAGUUUCCUCAUGCUCAGAUCUGUUUUAAUGACUGUGAAGCAGGAUGCCAGCCUCUGGAAUGUGUUGGGUUUCAUCUGGAAUGUGUUGGGUUUCAUCUGGAAUGUGUUGGGUUUCAUCUGGAAUGUGUUGGGUUUCAUCUGGAAUGUGUUGGGUUUCUCUGACCAGAUCAGGAGCAGCUUGACAAGGAGAUCAACAACCUUCGCCAAGCCCUGAAAGACAAACUCAACCGCCUCAAUGAACUGCAAGGUAAAAUCUUUACAUAAUAUCAUCAACCAUGCUUCCUUUCCUUAAGGCUGUAGUGGACAGUACUGGGCCUGGUUUCCCAAAAGCAUCUUAUGGCUAAGUUCAUCAAAGAAGCACAGGAUCCUAUGGUUUUCAUGAUAAACUUAGCCUUAAGAUGCUUUUGGAAAACCGGGCCCCGAUCAGUAAUGUAUCCUUCAACAAUGCAUAGCCUAAAUUUCUCAACACUUUUUUUUGUUGUUUUAUUUUACUUUUUUUAAAUUAAAAAUAAAUGCACUGUUGGUUAAGGGCUGUAAAUAAGCAUUUCACUGUAAUGUCUGCACCUGUUGUAUUCGGCGCAUGUGGCCAAUACAAUUUGAUUUGAUUAACGUUAGUAUGCAUUAUCUUGUGGAUACUGUUGUAAAGACUUAAUAAUAAUAAUAUGCCAUUUAGCAGACGCUUUUAUCCAAAGCGACUUACAGUCAUGCGUGCAUACAUUAUUAUUUUUUGUGUAUGGGUGGUCCCGGGGAUCGAACCCACUACCCCUGGUGUUACAAGCACCGUGCUCUACCAGCUGAGCUACAGAGGACCAAGCGCCGUGCUCUACCAGCUGAGCUCCAGAGGACCAAGCGCCGUGCUCUACCAGCUGAGCUCCAGACGACUUGUGUUUGUGUUUCCAGGGAAACCGGAGCUGACAGGAUACAACCUGUCUCCUCUGUCCAGUGAUGAGGUGAGGUCCAUCAACCACCUGAUGAAGAGAUGA